AUGGACCUGAGCCUGCGAGAUGCUCUGGGUGGGGGUGGAGGUGGGGUCCCAGGUGGAGCCCCUGCUGAGCCUCUUAUAAAAAGAGACUUCAUGAGUACACUGGAGAAAGAGAGCUAUGACGACAAGGUGGGAGAGACUAUGACCAAAAGUGACUACCGACCUUUACUGGAUGGCAAGGAUGCAAAGAGUGGAUUUGGGAUUACUUCAUCAGUGAUGUUACCAGGUGGACGCCAAGACCCACCUGGACAACCCACUUUCACUUCUGACUACUUGUCUGGUCCUAUGAUGAGUGGAAUGACCGACCAGUGGAGCCAAAAUAAGGCAAAGGACACAAGCAUGCCUGACUCAUUUCUAGGAUUCUCACAGUCUGGAAUGAGUGGAAAUAUGGGCUCCAGCAUGCCACCUUUCCAGACUAAUGUGAACUCCAAUUUAGGCCAGAUGGGGACGGGAAAAGCUACAGACACACAGAAAAGUUCCGGCCUCUUUGGCUCAGAGCCCCAAAUCAUCAGUAAUACUAGUGGAAACAACCCAUUCAAACCAAGUGAUCCAUUUUCUUCUGGUGGUCCUGGAAUCCAAUCCUUGGAUCGCAGUCCAGCUCCCUCCCUCUCUCCCAGCGGCUCAGUGGAUGACAGCAGCCCUACCUCCUCCACUUCCGAACCUCUCAGUCCUGAGCGAUCAGGGUGUGAGGCUGGCAAGCAACAACAGAGAAGGAAGAAGAAGAAGAGGAAGGGGCGUGAUGAGGUGCACAGCUUCUUGGAUGGCCAGGAGAGCAAUGGCCAUUCCCACAAACAUGACUUACAAGUUAAAGGUGCACUGGAGGUAGAAGAUGAUGAGGAUGAAGACAAUUGGGAGUGGGAAAUCAGAGAGAGUGGCGCAGGAGGAAGAGUGAAAGGCAAGAAGCUGAAAAGUCGGGCAAGACUUCCAGAGGAGUGGGGAGCACCUCAACAACCAGUGUCCCCGAUCCCGGCGGCAGUAGCUCCGACCUUGGCUUCAGCAACAGACUUUGACCAUUUGGACUCCAAAGCGCUAAAAUCGAACCCGAAUCAAGGUUUCUCCUCAUCUAUGCAAAUACCAACAAGUUUGACUGAUCGCUCACACGGCAGACUUUCAACAGAUUCAUCGCCUCAACCUAUUAGCUCAUCUAGCAACACUACCGAUAAAAAUAGUGCAGUUGGCGGUGUUACUGGGAAUUUAGCAUUGAUGACAGGAGACAAUCUGAGCCCAGUCUCUCAGACGUUCUCUUUUUUAGAUUCAGUCCUCCAGACACCACCAGGUACUACGCCUGACUCACAGAGCACCACACCUAUUACGAACACAACCGCACUUGCCUCAGCUGCCUUGCCCACACCAUCAGAAGUAAUUACCCCUUAUUUGAAAACUUCAUCUGGCUUCUCCCCCUCCAAGACCAUUUCAGAUGUCCCUCCAACCUUUGCCCUGUCUUCAAAACCCUUGCCUUCAUCUGCCACAGAAAUCCAAUAUCCUAAAACUGCCCUUGAAUCAGUCCUCAACGUUGACGCUAAGCCCUUUGUACCUUCAGCCUCACGCACAGCCCCCACAACUGCUCCCAGUCCAGAUUCCCCCAUUACGGUUGUAAAAGCAGCAACAGCCUCCUCCGGAAUACCUAGUGGCACUGCAGUUAUACAACCUGGCUGUCCUCCAUCCACUAUCAGUGAACCUAUAAAGCCAACAUCUUCAGACACUUCCACUAAAGCUGCAGCCACCCCCACUCUUUUCACCACACCUGCAGUCCCUACCUCUCUCCUUACACACUCCAAGCACCAGGAGUCCGCAUCGCCACUGCUACCCCCACUGGAAGUGAAAGUUGACAAGGACAAGCAGGCGAAGACAGACAUCCUGUCCGGCAAAACAGAAAAGAUGGAAGCCUUUGACAAGAAGGAGAUAACAGAGAAACAGAACAAAGACAUCUGUCCUGACAAGAACCUGAAGCCUGAGAAGAUUCUCAAAGAUGAGGAAAAGACUGACAAGAUGAAUGCUGAGAAAAAUAACAAGAUCAGUGAGAAGACAGAGAAGACGGACAAGCCAGAGAAGACCAACAAAGAAGAUAAGAAAGAAGAGGAAAAGAAGCCGAUUGAGAAGAAGGAUGAGAAAUUAGGAAAAGGAGUGGCCAAGUCUCCAACAGGCAAUGGAAACAAGACUAUGCCAAGCCCGGACAACAAGAGCAAGACUGAGGUGGUUUCCACCAAAACAAACUCAUCCAAAUCUCGCCCAUCCACCCUUCAUACCAAUGGCGAAACCACUUCAGCCAAACACCCUUCCCCAACUACGACCCCAGCUAAUAAAAAAAGCCCUCUGCCUAAGGCGGCAACGCCCACUGCUGCCAAGAAGCCACCAGUGGCACCUGGAUCUGCAAAAACUCCAGAAAGUGGAGCAGCAGAGAAACGCCCAGCUGUUCAAAAGGCUACUCCCACAUCCCGUUCAGUUGCCAAUAAGAACAAUUCCUCUGCUCCUACUGGGACCAAAACCAUGGCAACCAAGAAUGACAAGAGUGACAACAAGUCCGGGGAGACUAAGAAAACCAAACCUAUUGCCCGUCCACGUCCAACCUCCACCACCUCUCCAACAAUUCCGUCUAACACAACCAAUGGUGAAGCAGUUCCCGCACAACGCCGUCGGGUCAUAACCAAGCCUCCUGUCCCUAAGCAAAGCGCUCUGGAAAAGAAGCCAGCAGUGCCCCGUGCUCCUCGUACCCUCCGGCCCAUCAAUGCCCCAACACCAGACCUGAAGAAUGUCCGUUCCAAGAUUGGGUCCACCGACAACAUUAAGUACCAGCCUGGCGGAGGGAAGGUGUCUUCCAUACAGAACAACAAGACAGCAGACCCCUCCAAUCCUUCCAAGGCCAGAGUUCAGAUAGUGCACAAAAAGCUGGACUUCAGCCAUGUCACGUCUCGCUGUGGCUCCAAGGACAAUAUCAAACAUGUCCCUGGAGGUGGCAAUGUGCAGAUCCUGAACAAGAAGGUCGAUGUGAGCAAGGUCACAUCCAAGUGUGGCUCCAAGGACAACAUCAAACACAAGCCAGGUGGUGGGGAUGUCAAAAUUGAGUCUCACAAGAUGAACAUUAAGGCAAAGUCUAAGAUUGGCUCCCUGGACAACGUGGGACAAGGCAAUGGACAGACAAAUGGACACAAGGAGGAGAGAGCAGAAGAGAAGACACCCUCACCCCCAAACAGCACUCCAAGCACUGGCCCGGCAGGAGUUGCCAAGGCAACAGUAGCACCAGGAGGUGUUGCAAAGGAAAAUGGGGUUAAAGAGCCCACUCUUACUCCUUUUGGAGGAGAUGGAUUGAGGGAUCCCCAGAGUAUUGACAGGCGCAUUGCUGAGAAAAAUUGA
This is a messenger RNA of Nerophis lumbriciformis (worm pipefish), 3348 nucleotides long. The record is from RefSeq and is a predicted model, not a curated record. Lineage: Eukaryota; Metazoa; Chordata; Actinopteri; Syngnathiformes; Syngnathidae.